Wasmannia auropunctata (little fire ant) is the source of this 349-nucleotide messenger RNA. RefSeq lists its product as uncharacterized. Bases 13 to 327 code for a protein of 104 amino acids. The transcript has 2 exons. The record is from RefSeq and is a predicted model, not a curated record. Lineage: Eukaryota; Metazoa; Arthropoda; Insecta; Hymenoptera; Formicidae.
AACUGCCGAUCAAUGGCUGCACAAUCCGCACUGGCUAGUGGCUACAUCAGCUAUAUGCCGCUAGACGUUGGACCGGCUAACAGAGUGCUAAUACAAAACGCGUCAACUCGUUGGCACAAGCGCAGGCAGGCACACUUGGCUGUGACUCGGCACGCGACAGACAAAAAUGCUUGGAGAAUUAACCCAAUUAUCUCUACCUUACCAGUCACCAGCACACUAGCGCCACAAAUUGUAUAUACCCGCGGCGGAACAGAAAGGCUGCGCCCUGUGGUGUGUGGGUUAGGUGUGAGGUUAGGCGAUCAUGUGCCGUUCCAUCAUUCCAUGUGAGUUUAACAGUCGCGCUUGACCA